Physella acuta is the source of this 2850-nucleotide messenger RNA. RefSeq names its product sulfotransferase 1B1-like. Gene Ontology annotation, molecular function: sulfotransferase activity. The record is from RefSeq and is a predicted model, not a curated record. Lineage: Eukaryota; Metazoa; Mollusca; Gastropoda; Physidae.
UUUUCAAAAAAUCCUGUAACAUCACCAUGGAAACCAGGUGCCAUGAGGGCGGGAUGGACGUGGUGUAUUUUGAGGACAGGGGCGGGGCCAAGCUCAAGCUACAGGUGGUAGAUGGCAGGUAUUUCCCGACCUUUCCGCAUGACGUCAUCAAAAACAUGCGCGCGCUGAAGAUACGGAGCGAUGACGUCAUACUGGCCGGUUACGUCAAGGCUGGCACACACUGGGUAUGGGAGAUCACCCGCAUGCUCCUGGCUAACACGACAGACGUCAAACUCCAGGAGAAGGACGACUGCAUGAUCGAAGACACAGCCCAGCCCGUGCUGGAUGCUCUCCCCUCCCCGCGCGUCCUCAACACGCAUGUCCUGUUUGAUCAACUUCCGGUCGAGGUGUUGACCCAGAAGCCGAAAAUAAUUUACCUGACGAGAAACCCCAAAGACACGGCGGUCUCCUUGUACCACCAUAACAGGAAACUGUGGGACUACUACUUCUACGACGGGAAGUUGGAAGACUAUAUCCAUUUAUUUUUAGAAGGAAAAGUGGACUACGGCUCCUGGUUCGACCAUAUACGCUCGUGGGGAAAUGUUUUAAAGGAACGACCAGAACUGGAUAUACUAGAAGUAAACUACGAAGAUCUGUCGGAGGACCCACUGAAGAAGAUACGUCAGAUCGCGUCCUUCCUUGGCGUCUCGCCCACAGAAGAACUCGUUGCUCGGAUCAACUCGGCCUGUUCUAUAAAUAGCAUGCGCGAGCGCAAAGGUGGGCUGUAUGCUGACUCUCAAGGACUUUCCAUCAUGUACAGAAAAGGCUUGGUUGGAGACUGGAGAAACGAAUUCACAGCAGAGGUCAAUGAUCUGUUUGAUGGAGUGCUGAAAGAGAAACUGGUCCACUUGCAGGAUUGUGGUUUACAAUGGAGGUUCCAGUUGGAUCAGUAACAGGGGCUGUGGUCAUAUGUACUGCUGGUCAAGUGGUUAUUCUAAAUUGGUUAUUUGUACUGCUGGUCAAGUGGUCAAUCUAAACUGGUCAUUUGUACUGCUGGUCAAGUGGUCAAUCUAAACUGGUCAUUUGUACUGCUGGUCAAGUGGUCAUUCUUAACUGGUCAUUUGUACUGCUGGUCAAGUGGUCAUUCUAAACUGGUCAUUUGUACUGCUGGUCAAGUGGUCAUUCUAAACUGGUCAUUUGUACUGCUGGUCAAGUGGUCAAUCUAAACUGGUCAUUUGUACUGCUGGUCAAGUGGUCAUUCUAAACUGGUCAUUUGUACUGCUGGUCAAGUGGUCAUUCUAAACUGGUCAUUUGUACUGCUGGUCAAUUGAUCGUUUGUACUGCUGGUCAAGUGGUCAUUCUAAACUGGUCAUUUGUACUCCUGAUCAUUUGUAAUGUAUGCCAAGUGGUCAUUCUAAACUGGUCAUUUGUACUCCUGAUCAUUUGUAAUGUAUGCCAAGUGGUCAUUCUAAACUGGUCAUCUGUCUUUCUAGUUAAGUGGGCCUUCCAAAUGGUCAUUUGUACUGCCAGGUACUUGACCUACUGGUCAAGGGGUCACUUAAGGACAUUCUCAAGUGUUUAUUUGUACUGCUUAUCUAGUGGUCAGCAAUACACAUUUUAAACCUGUGGUCGCUUUUAGGUUUGGUAAAUAAUGGGAAUUGUAAAAACGUCUGAAAUGACAUUGAUAUCCCUCAUGUGUUUCUAGACGCUUUUUUUUUUUUUGGUGUGGUGGUUCAUUUCUUCCUAUUGUCUAUCAAUGAAGUAAAGCGCAAAAGAGAAGGAAUACUUCAUGACCUUUGCUCCAGUUGUUUGCUCUGGACUUUUAAGAUGGUUGGGGGAGGGUCAGUAGAGGGAUGAAGGAAACAUAUUUUAAACUGUUACCUACUGUGAUCCACAAUCCCAUCCUAUGUUGCAACUGUUUUUUUUAACAAAGGUUAAAGAUUUUUUAAAUGGCAAAUUUAAUGUAAAAGAAUUAUCAUGUAUAUUUUAAUGAAUGUUUUUUGUGAUACUUAUACAAACACUGGGAUGUUUCUGGGAUGGUUAUGCCUAUUUCUAAUUUUUAAACAUAGUUUUGUCUUUGAUAAAUUUAUGAAGAUGUUGUGUAGUAAAACGUGGUGAGCUCCAGAUAAAACUAAUCUCCUACAGCUUAAAACUGAGAUUACUUAACCCGUAUAAAACAAGUUUGCUUUUUCACCAAUAUUCUUUUUAAAAAUAUUUUCAUUAAAUUGGUGUUUGUCUUCAGUAAGUAGUUAGGGCUCAUACAUAAAUGACAGCGUGCUUUUCAAAAGAUUUUACAUUCCCCCUCUUCGUAACAAAGAAAACAAACACACAUUCCCUCCUCCCCCACCCCAUAAAUGUCAACAGUUGUUUAUUAACAAUGCAAGUGUGAAUGAAAAGUUACCAAACAUUCACCACCCCUCCACCCCCCUUACGUCUCCUCCCAUCCUAUGAUUGCAUGAUGUCGUUUAUGACUGACCUCAUAUAAAAAAAGGACUAUAACAAUUUGUUUUAAAUUUUCAAAUGCAAUUAUAUCGAACAAAUUAUAUCACAACCAGCAGAAACAAAGACCAAAAAAUAAAACUAUCAGAUGCUUGUACCUUUGGUUUACAUCGGAUUGUAAAAUAAAACACAAUUUAUUUUUAGUAAGUUGUUUAAGUCUUCAAAUGUGUGUGAAAACAUAACUAAGAACAAAUUGUUCUCUGUCAACUUGUUGUUUUAUUCUCUAUAGCCAUCUUCAAUCUAAACAAAAUAUGUCAAAUUAUUUUUCUAUUCUCUAUGGCCAUCUUCAAUCUAAACAAAAUAUGUCAAAUUGUUUUUCUAUUCUCUAUGGCCAUGUUCAAUCUAAACAAAAUAUGUCAAAUUGUUUUUCUA